AUUAGUGUCGUAAACAUCUUCGGUGCAUAUCUAGAGCUUUGAUUUCUGCUUGUUGAGUCACGAAUCACGAUUUUUGUGUUUCAAACUUUUGUUUUUACACAAAAAUGCAUCAUUUGAGUGUAUUUUUAUCAGAAUUUUGAUAGAAUGUCUCAAAGAAAGAAAUUCACAUGUAAGUUGAAGACGAUCGAUUAACGAGUAUAACAUUACAUCAGUGUAUAACAUCAAAUAAAACGUAACCUUACAUGAGAAUGUCUCAAUAUAUUUUUUGAGAAGUGUAUUAUCGCGACUUUAAAAAAAAAUGAAUUGCACUGAGGAGGACUGGUCUAUAGAGUGCUCCGAUGAUGAAAAGUAUGAAGUGGAUGAAAAGCAUAAAUGGAAUAUAAAGGCCGAGGACAUAGUUUCGCUGAUUGAAGGCUUGGAAACAAACAGUUGCGUUCUGGAACUUGAAUGGAAGUGCCCUGGAAGACGAGGGCCUUCUCCCAUCCCUUCAAAUAAUUUGCAACAAGAGCUCGAAUCUACGGAAUAUAAAACCGAGGAGAAGUCUGAUGACUUUGAUUUCAUGGAUGAGAUGUCAUCGCCGAGAUUACCCGUUCGGAGAAUCGGUGAGAGUACUCCGAAAGGUAGUGCCAAGAAAAAGAUUGCCAGUUUUAAUGGAGUAAUAUCUACAAUGCUAAGACAUCGUAGAUUGGAGCAACAAGAAAUAAAUUCAAGUCCAAAGAAGAGUGAAUCUCCUAUGUUAAAGCCACAUCCUUCUACUUAAAGAUACGUUUGUUUUCAUUUGUUUUGCAAUAAUUUAUAUAUGUAGAAUAGAAAAUUGGAGAUAAAAUUAUUGUAUAAAUAUAAAGACACUGACUUCGUUUACAUAGCGGUUUAUGGUCUGGUUAUUAAUAAUUUUUUUAUAAUUACGGUAUACUACCUGAUCAAGAUUUUUUUUAUUAUGACGAUCACUUAAACACGAACGUUUUAUUUGAUAAUUAAACUAUAAUUUCUAGAUAUGUAUAUUGGGUAGUAUACGACAUUAAAUCAGAUUAUAAGCCGCCGCAUGUAAACGUGAUCAUAUGAACAGAAAGAGCGAUAUAGGGUAUUGCACAAAAGAAAUAUUUUAAGGGGGUUUAGUAUGUCUUAGAAUAAAUUAAAAAAAUUAAAUAAACACGAGUCUGCAAAUGAGUCUAUUUUUAGAGACUUAUUUUUCAAAUUUUUUAUUUUUGUUUUAAAACCAACUUGUAACGAUUACCGAAGACUCAUUGCUCCAGGAAGAAAUAUUCACACCAAUGAGGUAAAUUAAAUUGUCACAUUGCAAAUAUUUAAAAAAUGGCUUAUUUGCAGACCCAUGUUUAUGAAAAGUUUUAUGAAACAUUAAAUUUCCUUAAAAUUUUUUAAUCUUUUUUAACACCCCGUAUAU
Vollenhovia emeryi is the source of this 1402-nucleotide messenger RNA. RefSeq names its product PAXIP1-associated glutamate-rich protein 1A (gene Pa1). Bases 299 to 760 code for a protein of 153 amino acids. Lineage: Eukaryota; Metazoa; Arthropoda; Insecta; Hymenoptera; Formicidae. The transcript is spliced from 4 exons. The record is from RefSeq and is a predicted model, not a curated record.